CUCGUCUAGAAGCAAACCGAAACCGACCCGGCCUUCCCCUCUCGCUCUCGCGUCUCUCGGCGGGCGUUCACUCUCCGGCGACGCGAACCUCCCGUCUCCGGCGACCGGCUGCCGCCCCGUCCUCCCUCUCAACCGGCUCGGCGGUGCUCCAUAGCUUGCCAUGUCUAAGAAGAGGGGCCUUUCCUUGGAGGAGAAGCGGGAGCAAAUGCUUCAAAUAUUUUACGAGAGUCAAGACUUCUAUCUGCUUAAAGAGCUUGAGAAGAUGGGUCCUAAAAAAGGAGUGAUCAGCCAGUCUGUUAAGGAUGUUGUGCAAAGCCUGGUGGAUGAUGAUCUUGUCUUGAGAGACAAAAUAGGAACUUCUGUGUACUUUUGGAGUCUUCCCAGUUGUGCCGGAAAUCAGCUGAGGACUACCUACAACAAGCUGGAGUCUGACCUUUCAAACUCUAAAAAACGUUACAUGGAGCUUCUUGAGCAGAGAGACGACUUGAAAAGAGGCAGGGAAGACACUGAUGAGAGAGAAGACGCUUUGGAGGAGCUGAAGGCUGUAGAGCUACGCCAUAAGAAGUUAAAGGAAGAACUAGCUGCCUAUGCUGAUAGUGAUCCAUCUGCACUAGAGGCGAUGAAGGACGCUACUGAGGUUGCCCAUUCGGCAGCUAACAGAUGGACAGACAACAUCUUCACUUUGCAACAAUGGUGUUCAACUACAUUCCCGCAAGCAAAAGAACAGCUUGAACACAUGUACAAGGAGGUGGGCAUAACUGAAGACUUUGAGUAUCUGCAGUAAUGCUCGACAGCCUGCAUAUGCCCUAUUGCAUCAUCGUGUGUAGUCUCCCUCAGCACGUGGUGUUGGAUCUAGAGUAGUUCACCCAAAAUUGGUGAGAAUCACCUGUGCCGUUGGCUAUUUAACGUUUGUGCAGAUGAUGCCAUUAUCGCACAUGUUCUGUUAUGUAAAGGUCAGAUGCCUUGCGUAUCAUUGUCGUCAGGAGAGAAUGUUCACUACGUUAAAACGGUGCUACAAGAUGAAUUUGGUACAUGCAUAUAAGAGAUUAGCAAUC
Triticum aestivum (bread wheat) is the source of this 1055-nucleotide messenger RNA. RefSeq names its product meiotic nuclear division protein 1 homolog. Gene Ontology annotation, cellular component: nucleus. The transcript is spliced from 10 exons. The record is from RefSeq and is a predicted model, not a curated record. Lineage: Eukaryota; Viridiplantae; Streptophyta; Magnoliopsida; Poales; Poaceae. Gene Ontology annotation, molecular function: double-stranded DNA binding. Gene Ontology annotation, biological process: reciprocal meiotic recombination. Bases 161 to 784 code for a protein of 207 amino acids.